AUGUCAACCUUAAGAUUGGAUAAAGAUACUUUUUCUCAGUUUGCCCUUUCCCCUCAUUUUUUUUUCUGUGUGCCACUGUGGUUCUUUCUCUCUUGUUUAUUUUUUUUUUUGUUAUUUCCUUUCCUCUUUCUUUUGUUAUUUCCUCUUUCUUUUGUUAUUUCCUUUCCUCUUUCUUUUUGUUAUUUCUUUUUCUCUUUCUUUUGGUAUUUCCUUUCCCCUUUCUUUUGGUAUUUCCUUUCCUCUUUCUAUUGUUAUUUCUUUUUCUUUUUCUUUUGUUAUUCAUUUCCUCUUUCUUUUGUUAUUUCCAUUUCUCUUUCUUUUGUUAUUUCCUUUCCUCUUUAUUUUGUUAUUUCCUUUCCUUUUUCUGUUGUUAUUUCCUAUCUUCUUUCUUUUGUUAUUUCCUUUCCUCUUUCUUUUGUUAUUUCCUUUCCUUUUUCUGUUGUUAUUUCCUAUCUUCUUUCUUUUGUUAUUUCCUUUCCUCUUUCUUUUGUUAUUUCAUUUCCUCUUUCAUUUGUUAUUUCCAUUACUCUUUCUUUUGUUAUUUCUUUCCUUUUUCUGUUGUUAUUUCCUAUCUUCUUUCUUUUGUUAUUUUUUUCCUCUUUUUUUUUUUAUUUCCUUUUUCCUCUUUUUUUGUUAUUUCCUUUCCUCUUUCUUUUGUUAUUUCAUUUUUUCUUUCUUUUUUGUUAUUUCCUUUCCUCUUUCUUUUGUUAUUUCAUUUCCUCUUUCUUUUGUUAUUUCCUUUCCUCUUUCUAUUGUUAUUUCUUUUUCUCUUUCUUUUGGUAUUUCCUCUUUCAUUUGUUAUUUCCUUUCCUCUUUCUUUUGUUAUUUCCUUUCCUCUUUCUUUUGUUAUUUCCUUUCCUCUUUCUUUUGUUAUUUCAUUUCCUCUUUCUUUUGUUAUUUCAUUUCCUCUUUCAUUUGUUAUUUCCUUUCCUCUUUCAUUUGUUAUUUCCUUUCCUCUUUCUAUUGUUAUUUCUUUUUCUCUUUCUUUUGGUAUUUCCUCUUUCAUUUGUUAUUUCCUUUCCUCAUUCUUUUGUUAUUUUUUUUCCUCUUUCAUUUGUUAUUUUUCCUCUUUCUUUUUGUUAUUUUUUUCCUCUUUCAUUUGUUUUUAUUUUUCUUUCUUUCUUUUGUUAUUUUUUUUCCUCUUUCUUUUGUUAUUUCCUUUUCCUCUUUCAUUUUUAUUUUCUUUCCUUUUUUCUUUUUUUUUUCUUUUUCUCUUUCUUUCUUUAUUUCCUCUUUCAUUUGUUAUUUCCUUUCCUCUUUCUUUUGUUAUUUCCUUUCCUCUUUCUUUUGUUAUUUCAUUUCCUCUUUCUUUUGUUAUUUCAUUUCCUCUUUCAUUUGUUAUUUCCUUUCCUCUUUCUUUUGUUAUUUCAUUACCUCUUUAUUUUGUUAUUUCCUUUCCUCUUUAUUUUGUUAUUUCCUUUCCUUUUUCUGUUGUUAUUUCCUAUCUUCUUUCUUUUGUUAUUUCCUUUCCUCAUUCUUUUGUUAUUUUUUUUUUUUUUCUGUUGUUAUUUCCUAUCUUCUUUCUUUUUUAUUUCUUUUUUUUUUUUUUUGGUAUUUCCUCUUUCAUUUGUUUUUUCCUUUCCUCUUUCUUUUGAAUUUUAUUUUUCCUUUUUUCUUUCGAUUGUUUUUUCCUUUCCUUUUUCUUUUUUAUUUCCUUUCCUCUUUUUUUUUUUUUUCUUUCCUCUUUCAUUUGUUUUUCCUUUCAUUUUUUUUUUGUUUUUUCCUUUCCUCUUUUUUUUUUUAUUUUCUUUUCCUCUUUUUUUUUUUUUUUUUUUUUUUUAUUUUUUUUUUUUUUUUUUUUUUUUCUUUUUUUUUUUUAUUUCCUUUCCUUUUUUUUUUUUAUUUCCUUUCCUCUUUCUUUUUUCUUUUAUUUCCUCUUUCUUUUUUUUCAUUUUUUUUUUUUUUUUUUUUUCUUCUUUCCUCUUUUUAUUUUUUUUUUUUUUCCUCUUUAAUUUUUAUUUUCCUUUCCUAUUUUUUUUUUUUUUAUUUUUUUCCUCUUUCAUUUGUUAUUUCCUUUUCCUUUUUCUAUUUUUAUUUUUUUUUUCUUUCUUUUGGUAUUUCCUCUUUCAUUUUUUUUUUUUCCUCUUUCUUUCUUUAUUUUUUUCUUUCUUUUUUUUAUUUCAUUUCCUCUUUUUUUGUUAUUUAAUUUCCUCUUUCAUUUGUUAUUUUUUCCUCUUUUUCUUUUUUUAUUUCAUUUACCUCUUUAUUUUUGUUUUUCCUUUCCUCUUUAUUUUUUUUAUUUUUUUCCUUUCUGUUGUUAUUUCCUUAUCUUUUUUUUUUGUUAUUUCCUUUCCUUUUUUUUUUGUUAUUUUUUUCCUCUUUCUUUUUUUUAUUUCCUUUCUCUUUCUUUUGUUUUUUCAUUUCCUCUUUCUUUUGUUAUUUCCUUUCCUCUUUCUUUUGUUAUUUCAUUUCCUCUUUCUUUUGUUAUUUCCUUUCCUCUUUCUUUUGUUAUUUCAUUUCCUCUUUAUUUUGUUAUUUCAUUUCCUUUUUCUUUUGUUAUUUCAUUUCCUCUUUCUUUUGUUAUUUCCUUUCCUCUUUCUUUUAUUAUUUCAUUUCCUCUUUAUUUUGUUAUUUCCUUUCCUCUUUAUUUUGUUAUUUCCUUUCCUUUUUCUGUUGUUAUUUCCUAUCUUCUUUCUUUUGUUAUUUCCUUUCCUCUUUCUUUUGUUAUUUUCAUUUCUUUUUUUGUUAUUUAUUUUCUCUUCUUUUUUCUUUUUUUAUUUAUUUUUUCUCUUUCGUUUGGUAUUUCCUUUUCAUUUGUUAUUUCCUUUCCUUUUCUUUUAUUUAUUUCUUUUCCAUUUUUUUUUUUGUUAUUUAAAUCUUCUUUCUUUUGUUAUUUCCUUUCCUCUUUCUUUUUUGUUAUUGAUUUUUCCUUUUCUAUUGUUAUUUCUUUUUCUCUUUCUUUUGGGUAUUUCCUCUUUCAUUUAA
Acanthosepion pharaonis is the source of this 2925-nucleotide messenger RNA. The record is from the annotation of a GenBank genome assembly. NCBI's taxonomy places the organism in Eukaryota, Metazoa, Mollusca, Cephalopoda, Sepiida, Sepiidae.